This is a messenger RNA of Trichoderma virens Gv29-8, 2112 nucleotides long. RefSeq lists its product as uncharacterized. NCBI's taxonomy places the organism in Eukaryota, Fungi, Ascomycota, Sordariomycetes, Hypocreales, Hypocreaceae. Gene Ontology annotation, molecular function: amino acid transmembrane transporter activity. The transcript has a single exon. Gene Ontology annotation, biological process: amino acid transmembrane transport. The record is from RefSeq and is a predicted model, not a curated record. Bases 75 to 1970 code for a protein of 631 amino acids.
CGUCCUCGCAAUUGGUCUCGCCGCAACGCUGUGCUUCCCCAAGUGGAGCGGUGAAACAAGUCGUCAUCGACAUCAUGUCAGAGCCGGAUCUCGUCGGGGCUUCAGUCGACAGCCCAAACAGCUCCGAUGGCGUGCAUCGACAGGCUGCCAUCCUCGACCGCCAUCUUCCGGAGGGCUAUUCGGCCGAUCCAGAGGUGAGCUUGGCCACCGAACCCGUCGAGGUCGCCGUGGAACCCGUUCUCGCUCCUUCAUCGGCGAGCCAAGAUCAUUUCGAGUCUCCCGCGGCCUCUGCGACAGAAUUGGGUGCUUCCAGCAAUGACAAUGGACAAAAUGGAAGCAGUGAUGCAACACCAACUCUGGAGACGCUAGAGUCCUCGCUGAAGCUCCAAGGUGGCGACAUCCAUCGCGACAUGUUCAAGAUCAAGGCCCGAGCCAGCUCCCUUCGCCGAUCCAACACGUUUUCUCAUCACCCUUCGCCCCACCUGGGCCCGACCGAUGAGUUGACGCAUUCCGAGCAGCUUGAGCCGGGUGGUUUUAGGCGGCAGCACCUGCUUCGCCGAGCUCGACAAAGGCGGCAGAGCGGACUCAUCGUGGCCAAUACCUUUGUCGAUUUCCUCGACCUGUAUGGCAGCUUUGCUGGUGAAGCCCUCGAGGAUACUGACGAAGACGAAGACGAAUCUGCCGUUAUUGAGGGGCCUGAAGAAGCCAUUGAGGAUGAUGAGCAACGUCCGCUGCUGGUGCGGCCCAAGGCCGAUCGCCGGAAGAGCUCCCGACGCCGUGGCCGCGAGGGUGAUGCUAGCACGGUCAAGACCUUCUUCACGCUCAUCAAAGCCUUUAUUGGCACGGGUAUCUUAUUCCUCCCCAAGGCAUUUCGCAAUGGAGGUAUCCUCUUCUCCUCUCUUGCACUGGUUUCUGUAUCAUUGGUCAAUUGCUUUUGCUUCCGCUUGCUGCUUGACUGCCGCCACAAAUAUGGCGGUGGUUAUGGAGAGAUUGGUCAAGCCAUCGUCGGCCCUCGGUUUCGAAGCCUGAUACUUGCAUCAAUUGCCAUCUCUCAGCUCGGAUUCGUCUGCUCGGGCAUCAUAUUUACGGCAGAAAAUCUCUUCUCGUUUCUCGACGCUGUGACUAAGGGUGCCGGUCAUUUUGGAGUGCCAGCUCUAAUUGGACUUCAGUUUCUCCCCCUCAUCCCGCUCGCUUUGAUCCGCAACAUCUCUAAGCUAGGCCCUGUUGCAUUAGUGGCAGACGCCUUCAUUCUUAUUGGACUUGUGUAUAUCUGGUACUACGAUAUUGGAAGUCUAGCCAGGCACGGCAUCGAGCCGAGCGUCAAGUUGUUCAACCCUACCGACUUCCCUCUGACCCUUGGCUCAGCCAUCUUUACGUUUGAGGGGAUUGGCCUAAUUCUUCCGAUCCAGUCAAGCAUGAAGAAGCCACAUCAUUUCAAGGGCCUUCUCUAUUUUGUCAUGUUCCUUAUCACAGCCAUCUUUACGUCGGUUGGAGCACUCUGCUAUGCAACCUUUGGUGAGAAGACCAAGAUUCAGAUCAUCUCAAACUUCCCCCAAGACUCUCCCCUUGUCAAUGCGGUUCAAUUUCUCUACUCGCUGGCGGUGCUAGCAGGUGAGCCUGUGCAGCUGUUUCCUGCGGUGCGUAUCUUGGAGACAUCGAUUUUCGGGGAACGAGCCACCGGCAAGAAGAGCGCGGCAAUCAAGUGGAAGAAGAACGGCCUUCGGACGCUUACCAUUGCCGCCUGUAUCGGCGUUGCGGUGGUCGGUGCAAGUGAUUUGGACAAGUUUGUGGCUCUGACAGGGUCGUUUGCUUGCAUUCCCUUGGUGUACAUGUACCCAGCAUAUUUACAUUAUAAGGGUGUUGCUGAAAGUAAGAGGGAGAAGUGCUUGGAUAUCGUGACAAUGGUUGUUGGAGCUGUUGCCAUGGUCUAUACGACAUCCGUCAUCGUAGCACAGUGGAUUCAAGGUUGAUGAUAUUCAGUAUGUAGAACAGCUCGUAGGCUAUGUAUGACGUGAGCAGCUUGACGGAGUACGGCCCGUCUGAUGUCUGACAUAUCUUCGACUUGGAAUGGACAAACAGUAACUUCAGACGUAUCCAUUUUUUUUUCUUAUG